AUGAUGUUAUCCAAGCUUGCAUUUUUUGCUUCCGUCGCCUACUCGAUGGCUAUUCAAGUUACCAGUCCCUCGAAAAAUGAUGUAUGGGAAACUUUCCAGAAUCACACGGUUAGCUGGAAUUUUGUCGACACAGAUCCAAAAGUUGCUGGAAUAUAUUUGGCCAAUUAUGUCAGUGUCAAUCAAAAUCGGUUCGUUGCAAAGGUUUCUGUAUCAGACGGCAGCUAUACUGAUGGUACAAACACUUGGCCUACUGGUGAAGGUUAUUUCUUCAAAUUCACUAAUCCUGACAAUGUUGAAGAAAUAUAUGCUUUAUCAGAGGGAUUCACUCUUACACACCCAAGCACUUAG
Messenger RNA from Schizosaccharomyces osmophilus, 348 nucleotides. RefSeq names its product developmentally Regulated MAPK Interacting protein. Bases 1 to 348 code for a protein of 115 amino acids. The record is from RefSeq and is a predicted model, not a curated record. NCBI's taxonomy places the organism in Eukaryota, Fungi, Ascomycota, Schizosaccharomycetes, Schizosaccharomycetales, Schizosaccharomycetaceae. The transcript has a single exon.